This is a messenger RNA of Diaporthe batatas, 450 nucleotides long. RefSeq lists its product as uncharacterized. NCBI's taxonomy places the organism in Eukaryota, Fungi, Ascomycota, Sordariomycetes, Diaporthales, Diaporthaceae. The transcript has 3 exons. The record is from RefSeq and is a predicted model, not a curated record. The coding region runs from base 1 to 450 and encodes 149 amino acids.
AUGACCACCACACUCUCUCAGGAAGCAGGCAAGAAACUGCUGCUCGACUUCUACAAGGCCUGCGACGCAUUUGACUUCCCUGCCAUCCAGGACUAUCUCACUGAAGAUUGCAAAGCGGACAUCGGGAAUGCUGUCGUCUGCGGAAAUCCGGAUGAGGUGGUAGCGCACUUCCAAAGGGUUUUCACGCCUCUAGAGUCGUUCACACACCAGAUCGACCACGUAGAUGUCGUAGGCGAUCGGAUCUACUGCCUGCAGACGGCGUUGGUAGUGGUCAAGGAUGAGCCACGAGAAGGCAAAGAUCGUGUCAUCUCGUUUCAAGGCAUGGUGAUGUUCCGCGUGAGUCUGGAAAGCGACCAAAUUUGGAGAAUCCAAUACAUCAAAGGCGUUGCGGACGGGUCAACCGUGUUCAAGAGAAUUACCGAGCUCAAAAGCCAGCAAGACGGAAAGUAG